AUGACGAACGAAGCAACUCCACUAACAAACAACGAGGCAGGCUCAUCAACACAGCCUCCGCUAAUGUAUCCUAUAACGGGCACGACUGUUCGCGCGCCAUCGUUCUCUGCAGAGCGGCCUGCGCUAUGGUUCGCCCAGCUGGAAUCGCAAUUCAGAAUUCGAUCUGUUUGCAAUGAAGGUGACAUGUUCCACCAUGCAGUAUCAUUGAUCGAUACGCAAUCAGCAGCGGAGGUAGAAGAUAUAAUACUACGUCCUUCUACAUCAACACCGUACACCUCGUUGAAGACGGCCCUAAUCGAGCGCCUUACGAAGUCAAAAGACGCUAAGCUUCUAGAACUUUUAGAUGGUGAGGAAAUUGGUGACCGCACCCCGUCACAAUUUUUUCGACACCUUCGUAGUCUUUGUCCGGACGUUUCAGACAACGUUAUUAAAGCAAGAUGGCAGUCCCAACUUUCACAGCAAACACGCGCUUGCUUAGCAGCACAGCCCGACGCCUCACUAGAAGAUCUCAGUCGCCAAGCUGACAAGAAUGUUCAUACGGUUGCUUUCACAUUGCUUUGCCUAUCAAUAGUUACAAUAAAUGUCGAGACUCGAUAG
Molecule: messenger RNA, 597 nt
Organism: Anastrepha ludens (Mexican fruit fly)
Lineage: Eukaryota; Metazoa; Arthropoda; Insecta; Diptera; Tephritidae
Exons: 1
Coding region: 1-597 (198 amino acids)
Source: RefSeq, a predicted model, not a curated record